Pseudo-nitzschia multistriata is the source of this 2398-nucleotide messenger RNA. NCBI's taxonomy places the organism in Eukaryota, Bacillariophyta, Bacillariophyceae, Bacillariales, Bacillariaceae. The record is from the annotation of a GenBank genome assembly.
GCCGAGCUGCAGUUUUCUGACAACGACAAGGAGCAACACACCGAUACYAAAUUAUYAUGAUCCCGGUGUCGAYAUUUUUCCGUCCCAAGAUUCGUGGUCAAUACCACUUGUACCAGAAGUCCGUGYCACCAAGAGUCGUCCGGCAACUCCACGGACACCGUCGUGCCGGUGCCGAGGGGAGGUUUCGGGUUCGGGCUUCGUCUUCUCGYUCCCUGGCRUCCCGGAGAARCUUGGGWGGCUGGGAUCGUCGCACGCAGCGCUCGCUCKGGACCGGGCCKACCGAACCCCCCGGCGGCAACGACAMCGGCGUCUCGGAGAGGAUCGUUUCGGCCCCGAGCGGCAUCGAUUUCCGGGUCACCGUUCGCAACCCAAACGCGCCCUAUCCGUGCCUGUGCYUGCCGGGUGCGCUGGGAACCGGAGCCUCGGACUUUGCCAACCUCUUGUACGACGSRGACGGCGGCCUCGGGCCCGGCUUUGGAAUCUACGCCCUCGAUCCGAGGGGAUUGGGGGGCAGCGUGUGGCAGACCUCCGGGGACGGACCGUCCCAGAGGGUGGAGCGRGACUACCCCAUCGACUUUUACSUCCGCGAYGCCCUGGACGCGGCGGGGGUCAUGGAGGCCCUGGGAUUCGAUCGGUACGCGGUGCUGGGGUGGUCCGACGGUGCCAACUCCGCGAUCCACCUGGCGGCACACCCCGACACGAGGGACAAGGUGGRMAGCCUGGUGGUGUGGGGGGGCAACGCCUCUGCGACCGAGGAGGACGCGGAGGCCUGGGAGUCCCUCCGCGACGUGCGCACGUGGUCCAAGCGCGCCCGGGAGGAAAAGCGAAAGGCCCACGGCGGAUCGCUGGAGCGCCUGCAGGAGCUCAACGACGCGGCCACCGACGGGUGGAUCCGGCUCUGCCGCGACCCGCGGACCCGGGGGGACGUCUGCCGCUCGGUCCUCCACCGGGUCCGGUGCCCCACGGCGGUCUUCCACGGGAGCAGGGACGCCGUCUGCGAGGCAMGGCACGCGGACUACCUYUCCCGGCAGAUCCCGGAYGCGACCCUGACGGUCUUUCCCGAGGGAAAGCACAACCUCCACCAGAAGCACGCUUCGACCUUUCACGCCCUGGUGAGGGGCUUUCUGGARGACACGACGGGGGARGSGGCGCCCCCGGCCGCGAGGCCGUUUCUCCCCGCCUUUGCGGGCCCCGGCGCCGCCGAGGCCGCUUCCGCCGAGGACYGUUCUGCCCGCAAAAGCMRGCUCGCCAUCGACGAGAUUGCGUAUGGGUUCAUGGGAAGCAAGGCGCUGUCGGUGGCUCUCAAGGUCGGCGUGUUCGACGCGAUCGACACCGCCGCAAAGCAACAGCAACAGCAACAACAACAGCAACAACAAAACCGUGGCGAUCGCAAAGGCACGGAAACGACGUCGGUCGCUACCCUGGAUCAGAUUCUCUCCCACUGCCAAGAACCCAUUCCCGAGGAGCGCCUCCGAACCCUGCUUUCGGCCUGCGUCGCUCUAAAGYUGAUCGACCGACGGGUCUUCCGCGGGAGAGAGAUCUACUCUCUCCCGAAGGCGUCCGCCGACCAGUUGGUACGGAGCUCGAAACACUACUGGGGAGAUUACAUCGUCGGGCAGGUCGACGCACAGUUCUACACGAGGAUGAAAGACCUGGACCAAACUAUUUUAASGGGGGAUUCUYUGUCCGAUGGGUACGAGGCGUGGUUCGAGAGCGAUCCGGAGGCCGCCCAGAGGUACACCCUGGCCCAGCACAACGGRUCGCUGGCGACGGGCUACGGGCUCCUGCGGCGCCUCCCCGAGCUGUCCGGGGGGGAGAGGUUCCCSUGCCCGCGAAUGCUCGACGUCGGCGGGGGGAGCGGGGCCUUUUCGAUUGCCACGGCCCGCACCGUAAGAGACGCCCGCUGCGUCGUGCUGGACCUGCCAAGCGUCGCGAGGGUGGCCCGGGACAUCAUCUCGAGGGAAGAAAAGGACGUCCGAGAGCGUCUCUCRACGCUUGCCCUGUCGGCCACCGCCCCGGACCGGUGGGCCGGCAUCGUGGAAGACGAGUCCUUUGACGUGGUGCUGAUGUCCUACGUGAGUGGUUCCAUCCCGGUGGGAGCCCUGUCUGGAUUGUACMAGAAUGCCUACCGGGCCCUGAAACCCGGGGGRAUCGCCAUCGUCCACGAUUUCUUUGUGGGMAACAACGGCGACGGACCCAGGAACGCUGCCCUGUGGGCUCUUGCCCACGUGACGGUGAACCCCGAGGGCAUGGGCCUCCGACCAGGCCGUGUCACCGACUUGUUGCUGGAGGAGGGGUUCGUGGGCGUCAGGGUCGAAGACAUGAUACCGGAAACGACGCAACUGSUAGUAGCCACCAAACCGGGCGGGUGACGUUGUGGCCCGGAAAAGGACAAGCG